AUCUCACAUGUAUGCCAAGUCUGCGAGCUGAAACCCGGAAAACAGGCCUCUAGGCCAGGGGCUGAGGCGGCCAUUUUACACCUACGUGGCUGCGUAGCUGCGUAACCACGGCUCCGAGGCGUAGCCCAACUUCCGGCAGCCGCCAUUGUUCUGGGAGAAGGGCUACAGCCUGGAGCGUUGGUGGUGGCGGUGAUCUCCGCGGUCUGACAGUUUGGCGCAGCGGAGCCCAGACAGCAAAGAGUUGCGAGCCUCGGAGAAUCCUGCAUUCCCGACCAGCAUUCACAAGAUACUCAGAAUCCUCGUGAUCUUAGUCACUGGCCCGGUAGAGACUAGAAAAUCUGCUGUUCAACACUGUGGUGUAUACAUUUCAUUCCAUUCUUCACCAUGUCUUCACAUAAGACCUUCAGGAUCAAGCGAUUCUUGGCCAAAAAACAAAAGCAAAAUCGUCCCAUUCCACAGUGGAUUCAGAUGAAAACUGGAAAUAAAAUCAGAUACAACUCAAAGCGAAGACAUUGGAGACGGACCAAGCUGGGUCUUUAAGAAAUUGCACACGAGUUUAUACAUAUACUAAGAUCAUUAAUGUCAAGUUUAAAAUGUCUCCACCGUUUAAACGACAUGCUUAUUUGGAAUAUUUUGUCUUUGUUCCUAUGAUUAAUAAACAUGUGAAACCUUUUGUUUGAAAAAUAAAAUUUUUGGAUGUGUGCUAGAAUUUAA
Messenger RNA from Cavia porcellus (domestic guinea pig), 714 nucleotides. RefSeq names its product large ribosomal subunit protein eL39. The record is from RefSeq and is a predicted model, not a curated record. Lineage: Eukaryota; Metazoa; Chordata; Mammalia; Rodentia; Caviidae. Gene Ontology annotation, biological process: translation. The transcript has 3 exons. Gene Ontology annotation, cellular component: cytosolic large ribosomal subunit; ribosome. Bases 385 to 540 code for a protein of 51 amino acids. Gene Ontology annotation, molecular function: structural constituent of ribosome.